Molecule: messenger RNA, 438 nt
Organism: Necator americanus (New World hookworm)
Lineage: Eukaryota; Metazoa; Nematoda; Chromadorea; Rhabditida; Ancylostomatidae
Exons: 1
Coding region: 1-438 (145 amino acids)
Source: RefSeq, a predicted model, not a curated record
AUGGCGACCAGUAAGAGGCGACCAAAUCUUAGGUUGCUCAGGACAUCUUUGAUUCUGGACAAGGCAACACACGCACGACUGGCGAUGGAGACUGUCUCAGACUGUGUACUUACAACGCGAGAACAGUUUCCAAAGACGCUGACCUGUAUGCCCUUCUCGGAGCUGCAGAGCGUAUCAAAUUUCACGUGGUUGCUCUGCAGGAGACCAAUUGCAGAAGGAGCGAUGUACGACAUAAAUGACGGUACACUCGUCAUUCGUGGAGAGAAGGUUCCGUCACGAAAUGUAGGCGGUUUGUUGAGCGCUCAUCUGUCGUCCAUCUUGUCGGCUCUCCCGAGAUCCUUUUACCUUGUCUGGCCAUUCUUCGCCCUCCCUCUGCGCGAAAAACCCAUCAGUUUCAUCAACUGCUACUCACCAACAUCAGCAGCUGAUGAAUCCUAA